Molecule: messenger RNA, 369 nt
Organism: Aphanomyces astaci
Lineage: Eukaryota; Oomycota; Saprolegniomycetes; Saprolegniales; Verrucalvaceae
Exons: 4
Coding region: 1-369 (122 amino acids)
Source: RefSeq, a predicted model, not a curated record
AUGACGUUCCCCGUCAAGAUGGCAGUCACGACCGCGACCGGACUUUUCCAAGGCACGGCGGCGGCAACCGUGGCCGAGAACGGACCAUUCACGGACGUGGUGGCAGCUGCCAUUCCCGUGACCGGGCCAUUUGCGUGCACAAUGGCAGCUGUUCGUGACCGGACCAUUGUGGAGGAUAUGUCGUCGACUCGCCGCUUUGUAGGGGAAACUCCAGUGGCUGCUGAAAUUGCUGUCCAGAUGCUUCUCAUUCCUGUCAGAGUUGUCGUUGUGAUGUUCAAAAUCAAAUCAAUCACUCCUGUGGCUUUGGAAAAGUUGACCCUGUCGCUGUUUCUGGGGAAAUCUUUUCGCCUCAAGGGGCCCGGCCGCUGA